GGAGAUCGGAGGAGCAGAAGAAAGAAAAAAGAAGUGAAGAAGCGCGAGGAAAAAGAGAGAGAGAUAAAACCCUCGAGAUCUCUAACCCUUUUCCCCUCCUGCUCUCGCUCUCGCUCUCGCUCUCUCCCUCGCUCUCACUCGAGUCUCGGCGGUAGAGAAAAAGAGAAACAGACCGCGUUGGUUUGCUUUGCUCUCUCUUCUCUCUGCUCAUCUCUUUUCCCGGCCCUCUCGUUUCGCAAUCAUUUCGUCGAGGCGGCGAACCCCACGCUCUCCCCAAUCCAAUCCCUUCCUCCCUCAGCAAGAUAUAUAGUUUAAAAGCAAGAAGAGAGGAAGAGGAGGCAAUCCAUCGUCGGUCAACGCUCUCGGGGCCCUUGUCGUAAUUUCUGGAAGAUCCGAGGGCGAGAUUCAGUUAAAAAAAAGAGAAUGGGAUCGUUCAGGGGUCACGUGCUGCCCGGGAGCCUAUUCCUGGCGGUGGGAUUGUGGCACAUCUGGAGCGCGGCGGUUCGGUACGUGUCGGACCCGGUGGCGUUUCGGGUCCGGGUGUGGAAUCCGGCGGAGCGGUGGUUCGGCGGGAAGGCGCGGCACCUGGAGCUCUACGUGGUCGCCGGCGGCGCCUUCGUCGACAUGUGCGUCGAGUUAUUGUAUUCGCCUCACUUCCACUACUUCGUAGGACCCGAGAAGAUACUGAAUCCGGCGCACAUGAACGACUUCGAGCAUGGUGGAAUGCUCCUCAUGUUCUUCCUCUUCGGCGCCAUCGCCCUCCUCUCCGAGAAAACCAGCUUCCUACCCAUGCCGCAUGGAGCGCUUUGCCUGAUAGCCGCAUCAGCCUUCAGCGCGGAGUAUCUACUGUUCUCCUUCCUCACCACCCACAAGGGACUGGAAGGCUACUAUCACCUCAUCCUUGUCAUCCCGUCGCCCUUUGCAUGCCGCACGAUCGCUGGCGCUCUCUUCCCCACCAGUCUCGCUGUGGACCUUGGUAGCGGGGUUUCCAUCACUCUCCAGGGCCUGUGGUUCUACCAGACUGCUUUCACCCUCUACGGCCCCAUGAUGCCCCGGGUUGCCUCCUCGAUCGACAACGGAAUCAAGUGCCACUCGCAUGACAGCCAGGUCCGCGCGGAGCUGCUUGCCAACUACCUCUUCUCCCUUGUCUUUCUGAGCUUCCUCUAUGUUCUUGGAUGCUAUGCCAUCCGCGGCGGCCAUGGUUAUGGCCACCCAGAUUUGAGGAAAUUGCAUGCCUCUGCUCUGGCGAGCCAAGAAGGUGAUGAGAAUGGUGAGGUAGAGGCUGCCGGUCGGUUCUUUCCAGAGAUGAUGGCUGCUCAGUGA
This is a messenger RNA of Phoenix dactylifera (date palm), 1323 nucleotides long. Lineage: Eukaryota; Viridiplantae; Streptophyta; Magnoliopsida; Arecales; Arecaceae. The record is from RefSeq and is a predicted model, not a curated record.